Molecule: messenger RNA, 2412 nt
Organism: Cladophialophora psammophila CBS 110553
Lineage: Eukaryota; Fungi; Ascomycota; Eurotiomycetes; Chaetothyriales; Herpotrichiellaceae
Product: phosphoenolpyruvate synthase
Exons: 1
Coding region: 1-2412 (803 amino acids)
Biological process (GO): phosphorylation; pyruvate metabolic process
Molecular function (GO): ATP binding; pyruvate, water dikinase activity
Source: RefSeq, a predicted model, not a curated record
AUGAACGGACCCAGCCAAAAGGUCUUGGUCCGCAGCUUCGAGAGUGUGGUGCGAGGAGAUGUUGCGUCCGUCGGAGGCAAGAAUGCUUCCUUGGGAGAGAUGAUCGGUGGCCUCAAGAAAGAGGGCAUCGCCGUUCCGCCUGGCUUUGCCACAACCGCAGACGCGUAUUGGCGCUAUGUCGACGCAAACGACAUCAGGGGGAAGAUGACCAAGCUAAUCGAGGAAUGGCAAUCUGGCAAAGCAACUCUUUCGGAAACUGGCUCUGCAGUGCGCAAUCUGUUUUUACGUGGUGACUGGCCGGCGGAUGUGGCAACCGCCAUCGCAAACGCCUAUCAGGAGCUUUCUGCGCAAGCAGGCAUUAAGAAUCUAUCCGUGGCCGUACGCUCCAGCGCCACGGCUGAGGACUUGCCCGACGCAAGUUUUGCUGGCCAACAAGAAACAUUUUUGAAUAUCUCGGGUCAAGCGGCGCUAUUAAGCGCCUGCCGACGUUGCUACGCUUCACUUUUCACGGACCGGGCUAUCAGCUACAGACAGACCGCACAUUUUGAUCAUAUGAAAGUCGCCCUGUCUAUCGGCGUGCAACGCAUGGUUCGAUCGGAUGCUGCCGGUUCCGGGGUGAUGUUUACUCUCGACACUGAAAGUGGUUUCAACAAGGUUGUGCUCAUCAACGCAGCCUGGGGUCUGGGCGAAAAUGUCGUUCAGGGCACCGUCAAUCCCGACGAAUACCAAAUCUUCAAACCGCUUCUCACGAAUCCCGACCUCGUUCCCAUUAUUGAGAAGAAACGCGGUGAAAAGGCUAUGAAGAUGAUAUAUGGAAAUGAGCAUAUGCCAACCCGCAACGUGCCCACCUCAAAGAAAGAGCGGCACAGCUUCGUGCUCGACGAUCAGGAAAUCCUCAACCUGGCGCGCUGGGCUUGCAUUAUAGAGAACCACUACAAAUGCCCCAUGGAUAUAGAAUGGGCCAAGGACGGCAUCACUGGAGAGAUGUUUAUUGUCCAGGCGCGGCCGGAGACUGUGCAAGCACGCCGUGAAGCCAGCGUCUUCAAAACUUACAAGAUUGGCAAGAAGGGCCGUGUUCUGGCGACUGGUCUUUCGGUUGGCGAGGCAGCCGUGUCGGGCCGUCUAUGCCUCAUCGAAUCGGCCAAGGACAUCGGUAAGUUCGUAGAUGGGUCGAUCUUGGUUACGGCAACAACUGAUCCGGACUGGGUGCCAAUCAUGAAGCGAGCCGCAGCUAUCAUCACCGACCAUGGCGGGCGAACAUCGCACGCAGCCAUUGUAAGUCGUGAACUCGGUGUCCCUGCGGUCGUUGGAACUGGAAAUGCCACCUAUGUUCUGCACACAGGACAAGAUGUUACCGUGUCUUGUGCCGAGGGCGAUACUGCGUUUGUCUAUGAAGGCAUCUCGGAAAUCACGGCCAAGGAGCUUGACGUGACCGGGCUACCAGCCACCCGAACCAGCGUCAUGCUCAAUCUCGCCAAUCCGGCGGCCGCUUAUCGUUGGUGGCGUCUCCCCGCCGACGGGAUCGGAUUGGCACGAAUGGAAUUCGUCGUCAGCAGCAUUCAAGUUCAUCCUAUGGCACUGGUCCAUUUCGAGAAAGUGAAGGACGAAAACGCCCAGGCAGAAAUCACCAGACUGACAGCCGGUUACAAGGACAAGCCCGAGUAUUUCGUGGACAAGCUCUCUCGCGGGCUGGCAUGCUUGUGCGCCGCCGUCUACCCCAAGCCAGCCAUUAUCCGUAUGAGCGAUUUCAAGACGAACGAGUACGCCAAUCUCAUCGGCGGAAAGGACUUUGAGCCAAAAGAAGAGAACCCGAUGCUCGGAUUCCGGGGUGCGUCGCGGUACUACUCUCCACGCUAUAAAGAAGGCUUCGCGCUCGAAUGCAGAGCAAUCAAACGGAUACGGGAAGAAAUGGGCUUUACGAACGCCAUCAUCAUGAUCCCCUUCUGCCGGACCAUCGGCGAGGCGGCAAAGGUGAUGGAGGUGAUGGCGGAAAACGGGCUAAAGCGCGGCGAGGGCGGCCUCCAGGUCUAUGUGAUGUGCGAGAUCCCCUCCAACGUGAUACUGGCCGAGGAAUUCACCCACCAGUUCGACGGCUUCUCCAUCGGCUCCAACGACCUGACCCAGCUCACGCUGGGCGUGGACCGCGACUCGGCCGAGCUGGCCGACCUCUUCGACGAGCAGGACGCGGCCGUCAAGUGGAUGAUCUCGCGCGUCAUCACGGUGGCGCGCAAGACCGGCCGCAAGAUCGGCCUCUGCGGCCAGGCACCCAGCAACCAUCCCGAAUUCGCGAGGUUCCUGGUCGACUGUGGCAUCAGCUCCGUUUCGGUCAGCCCGGAUAGUUUCCUCGAGGUCAAGAAGCACGUCCUUGCGAGCGAAGAGGCACAGGCACAAGCCAAGACGAAUGGUUCUUGA